Messenger RNA from Helianthus annuus (common sunflower), 2460 nucleotides. RefSeq names its product DELLA protein GAI1. Gene Ontology annotation, cellular component: nucleus. NCBI's taxonomy places the organism in Eukaryota, Viridiplantae, Streptophyta, Magnoliopsida, Asterales, Asteraceae. The transcript has a single exon. Bases 229 to 2064 code for a protein of 611 amino acids. Gene Ontology annotation, molecular function: sequence-specific DNA binding; DNA-binding transcription factor activity. The record is from RefSeq and is a predicted model, not a curated record. Gene Ontology annotation, biological process: negative regulation of seed germination; response to ethylene; regulation of reactive oxygen species metabolic process.
AAAAAGCGAGAAGAGAUUGUGUGUGAGUGUUGUGUUGUCCGAUUGUUGGUCCAUCGUAUGUCGCGCCCACCCCUCACGAGCGUCUCCUCACACCACUUGUAUUCCCUGACCCAUCUCUCUCUCUCUCUCUUCACCACCUCCAUUCACCAAUCCUCACCCCCUUUCCCGAUCCCCAAUCCCACCGCCCUUUCACACCCACCAAUUUGAUUUCAUUUCAAUUUAUUCCCUAUGAAGCGUGAAUACCCAAAUCAGAAUUACGCUGAAACUUCCAGUUCAGCUACUAAAUCAAAGAUGAUGUGGGACGAGUUUCACCCACCCGACACCGGAGUUGACGAGUUACUAUUCGAUUUAGGCUACCAAGUCAAGUCUUCUGACAUGAACGACGUCGCGCAAAAGAUCGAACACCUUGAGGGCAUUCUCACAAACGACGUCGGUUUGUCCCAACUCGCCUCUGAUUCCGUUCACUACAACCCUUCCGAUCUUUCCUCCUGGCUUGAGUCCAUGAUUUCCGAACUUAACCCCAUCCUUCAACCACCUCUCACCAUCAAUAAUCCCUUCUCAAACGACAUCGUUCAGGCUCAACCACCUGCUGCUGUUAUAAACAAUAAUUCCUUCUUAAACGACGCCGUUCCGGUUCAGGUUCAGGUUCAACCACCUGUUGUUAAUAAUUCGUUUGUAAACGACGUCGUUGUACACAUCGACGAUCUGCAAGCCAUUCCUGGCAACGCUAUUUACCCUCCGCCGCCGGCUAAAAAACUUAAAACCUCAUCUCCGUCGUCCUCCGGCGGCGCGUCGUUUUCUAGCACCGGCGCGUCGAUCUCCGGCGGCGCGUGUACUUCAUUCAAUCGGAACCAGAAUCAAAACCAGAGUUCGAACAACAACCAGAACCGGACACAGAACCAGAUUGUUGUGGUGGAUUCACAGGAGAACGGGAUCCGGCUCGUACACACGCUGAUGGCAUGCGCCGAAGCCGUACAAAACGCCGAUCAAAAGCUCGCCGAAACCCUAGUAAGCCGAGCCGGUAUGUUAGCAGCUUCACAAGCCGGCGCGAUGCGAAAAGUGGCCUUAUACUUCACCGAAGCACUAGCUUGCAGAAUCUACAAACUAAACCCUAAAUCACCACACAAUUCACCAAUCCUUAAUAACAUUCUUCAAUCGCAUUUCUACGAAGCCUGUCCGUAUCUCAAAUUCGCUCAUUUCACCGCAAAUCAAGCCAUUCUUGAAGCUUUUUCAGGUAAAAGUAAGGUUCAUGUCAUUGAUUUCAGCAUCAAACAGGGAAUGCAAUGGCCUGCGUUGUUACAAGCUUUGGCUCUUAGACCGGGCGGUCCACCUAAAUUCCGGUUAACCGGUGUUGGACCGCCCGUUAAUAAUAACAAUAAUAUUGAUUAUUUACAAGAAGUUGGGUGUAACUUAGCUCAGUUAGCGGAUACGAUUCAUGUCGAGUUUGAAUACUCUCGGGUUAUUGCCGAGAGUUUAGCGGAUAUUGAACCGGGGAUGUUGGAUUUACGCGAUGAUGAAGUUGUGGCGGUUAAUUCGGUGUUUGAGAUGCAUCAGUUGUUGGCUCGAGCGGGUUCGGUUGAGAAGGUGUUGACCGCGUUGAAAGUGUUAAAUCCGGUUAUUGUAACGGUUGUGGAACAGGAGGCGAAUCAUAACGGGCCGGUUUUUCUAGAGCGGUUUACUGAGUCGUUGCAUUAUUAUUCGACGCUUUUCGACUCGCUUGAGAGUGGUGUGUUUGACUCGCUUGAAAGUGGUGCGAGCGAAGAGGAUAAGGCUAUGUCGGAGGUGUAUUUGGGGAAGCAGAUUUGUAAUGUGGUGGCGUGUGAAGGGGCGGAUCGGGUUGAGAGGCAUAUGACGUUGACUCAGUGGAAGAGUUUGUUUGACUCGGCUGGGUUUGAAUCGGUUCAUUUGGGUUCGAAUGCGUAUAAGCAAGCGAGUAUGUUGUUGGCGUUGUUUGCGGGUGGUGAUGGGUAUAGAGUGGAGGAAAAUAAUGGGUGUUUGAUGUUGGGUUGGCAUACUCGGCCACUCAUUACGACGUCGGCUUGGAGGAGUCGGUCGACUCGGUGAACUCAGUUGGGUUAACUCAGUAGGGUUAACUCGGUUGGGUUAACUCAGUGGGGUGUGGCUAGUUGCUGAGUUGGAAAACUGAAAGUGAGACUGAGACUGAGUGGGUGGAUGACACCUGGUUGGUGUCUUUGUUUAUCUAUUUACAAAAGUAAUUUUUUAAAAGUUUUUAUUUUAUUGGGAGUUGGGGGGUUAAAGUUGGAGUUUAGGUUAAUAUUGUGUGGGUGGAAUGGAAUAUUGUAAUUUUCUCAAGGGGGUGAAUGAAAAUAGGUCAAUGUGAAUUUUAUAAUUGCAUAAAGUCAAAGGUUGCAUCUUUAGUUUGAUCUAAAGUUCUUGAGCUUUGUAAACAAGUUGUCUAGUGACUAUUUUCUCCUUUCUAAGUUAUUGUGCUUUUGAUAA